GACGAGCGGUGAGGCAAAGAGGAGCUCCAAAGAGGAGAGUCAGGUCACCUCCGUGGAGAGCCUCCCCGUUGACUGAAACCAAGAACAUCAGGAAGGUCCAUGAGCGUUUGGACAUAGCCUGCGCCGUGUGUGUGUGUGUGUGUGUGUGUGUGUGUGUGUGUGCGUCGCCAUGCUGCGGACGCUGCUCCCGGCGCUGUCGGCGCUCCUGCUACUGCAGACUCAGCUGUCUGUUUGCUUAAGAGAAUUACGCGGCGGGGGACCGAGCCCCCCUGUCGUCUACUCCGCAUCCUCCUACAGCGCCACCAGACAGCGGCUGCCGGGCGCUGUUAUCAUCGGCGUGCGGAAAGGCGGCACCAGAGCCCUGCUGGAGAUGCUCAACCUGCACCCGGACGUGGAAGUGGCAAAGACGGAGGUGCACUACUUCAACGUGGAGGAGCACUACCGCCAAGGCCUGGCUUGGUAUCGAUCCCAGAUGCCCUUCACCCUGCCCAGCCAGCUGACAGUGGAAAAGACCCCCGGCUAUUUUGCGGCUCCACAAGUCCCCGCACGAGUCCGGGCCAUGAACCCCGCCGUCCGCUUGCUGCUCAUCGUCCGCGACCCGGCCGAGAGGCUCAUUUCCGAUUACACCCAAGUCCUCCACAACCGCCUGACGCGCCACAAGCCCUACCAGCCUUUGGAGGAGCUCCUGCUCCACAAGGGCUACAUUGACCCAGGCUACAAGGCGCUACAGAGGAGCCUGUACCACCAGCACCUGGCCCACUGGCUGGAGGUCUUCCCCCGUGAGCAGAUCCACAUUGUGGACGGUGACGCUCUCAUCCGAGACCCCUUCCCAGAGCUGAGAAAAGCCGAGAAGUUCCUGCAGCUGCCGCCUAGAAUAAGCCUGGACAACUUCUACUACAACACCACCAAGGGCUUCUACUGCCUCCUGUCUGCGGGACACGACAAGUGCCUGGACGAGUCCAAAGGUCGGCCGCACGCGCCCCUGAGCGCCCAGACCUUCCGGAAGCUUUGUCACUACUUCAAGAAGCCCAACAAGAUGUUCUUCGACAUGGUGGGGAGAUCGUUCUCCUGGUGCUGACACAUUCAGGGACAACACCGAUACAUGACGGAUGAUCGCGCUCAGGUAAAAAUGGCUGACAGGGGCGACACAUCUUUGGAUGUGUGUGAAGAUGCGGCCAACACGCACCUUCCCCACCCGUGCUGGUGCCUCCAGCCGAGCCACACGCAACCAGCACUUCUUCCACAGCGUCUUUAAAACACGCAGCGUUCAACUCAUGUAGAAAACAGACACGAGAACUGUUGCACUAUGAACUCUUCAGCGAUGCAAACUGUACUUUUACUUUUUUCAAAUGUUUUGUUACAUUAGGGUGACUUAUGGAUGUCCUGUAAAUACAUCUAUUUUUAGAUGCACCUUUUUUGUUUGCUUCAAGACUAACGUCUGGUUUGUAUGUGUGUUUUGUAAACCUGUCAAAUAAAUGUGUACAGCUGAAAGGUG
Messenger RNA from Dunckerocampus dactyliophorus (ringed pipefish), 1495 nucleotides. RefSeq names its product heparan sulfate (glucosamine) 3-O-sulfotransferase 1-like 2 (gene hs3st1l2). The transcript has 3 exons. Bases 170 to 1078 code for a protein of 302 amino acids. The record is from RefSeq and is a predicted model, not a curated record. Gene Ontology annotation, molecular function: [heparan sulfate]-glucosamine 3-sulfotransferase activity. NCBI's taxonomy places the organism in Eukaryota, Metazoa, Chordata, Actinopteri, Syngnathiformes, Syngnathidae.